AGUCGCGAUCCGAACACCGACCACUGCUGCGGGUGACCAACGCUCGGCCACGUUUUUUCAACGCGUUCUCUACAUUCUCUGUCGUCGUCGCUAUCUAGUCGAAAAACCCGACGUUUCCUAUGAAAUCGGCGAAACUUCCUGUGGUCUUCGCUAGAAACGACGAUAAGGAGGAAGACGAAGGAAUAGUGAGUUCGUUCUCGGUGCGUCGUUUGAGUCGUUGGGUGCAAUGAAAAUGAAGUGUUUAUUGUUGCGCUGGUGACAUGAAAGUGCCGACUGGUUUUAGAAGUCGAUGUUGGGGCAGGACAGGUGAACGUGAACGUGUCGAUACGAUGGAUUUUCUCAGCAGGAUUUGGACUGAGCUCACUGAGAGGCUGAGACUGAGGCGAGGUCGUGGUGACACUAGCGAAGACGACGAAGGCCUUCCACAUAGCCCGUGCAACUCGCCAACUGCCUCCGAUGGACUCCUUCUCGAUAAGACUGCAAUCAAAGAUCUCCAGACCAAGUCGCAUAGUACUUGUAGCGAUGGAUCCUUACUUAGCAUGGAUAGUUAUGAGGAUGAGGUGAGUAACUUUGACUGAUGGAACAUGUACAGU
Messenger RNA from Leptinotarsa decemlineata (Colorado potato beetle), 593 nucleotides. RefSeq lists its product as uncharacterized. The record is from RefSeq and is a predicted model, not a curated record. NCBI's taxonomy places the organism in Eukaryota, Metazoa, Arthropoda, Insecta, Coleoptera, Chrysomelidae.